Molecule: messenger RNA, 3160 nt
Organism: Quercus robur (English oak)
Lineage: Eukaryota; Viridiplantae; Streptophyta; Magnoliopsida; Fagales; Fagaceae
Exons: 7
Coding region: 741-2756 (671 amino acids)
Molecular function (GO): chromatin binding
Source: RefSeq, a predicted model, not a curated record
CUUUGCCUCCGCCUCUCUCUCUCUCUCUCUCUCUCUCUCCAAACCUGUUGUCUUGUGUGCCUUUGCCUUUGUCCCUCAAAGCUCUGCAAAACCCUGAACCUUCUCUCUCUCUCUCUCUCCCUGUGUCACUCACACUCACUCGGUGCCUUUAUGAACUUUUCAUAGUUAUUUGUAUUACUAAGGAGACUGUGAAACUCUCAGCAAAGUUGUACUUUUUUUUUUUCUCUCGUUUUUUAUUUUUGUUUUGUUUAUCCAAACCACCAUUAGAGACCCUUUUGGUUUAUUUACCUUUAUUUUGCUUUUGAGCCUUCUCUGCUUCGUUCCAAGACUGAAACAACCAAACCCCCUGUUCAGUUUUUGGACUGCUAUCUUCCAGUCAAUGCGUUUCUUUUCCCUUUUGGCUAAACCCCAAUUUGUUUGCUCCACAGAUAGAACCAUGUAAUUUUUUGAUGUAUACUGCGUUUUUCCUCAUAGAUAUUGAGUGUGGGUGAGUUUUGCUGAAUUGGGUUUUGUCUGUUUUGUGUGUCUUAUGGCUUUCCUUGACUUGGGGGGGUUAGAGUUUUUGUGAGAACCAAAGUGCCAUUUUUCUGUUUUGUGAACUGGGGUUCGAUUGUUUUACCUUUUAGUGUGUAAAAAGUUGGGUUUUGUUGAGUAUCAAAGGUUUUGUUGCUUGAUUUGGGGUUUUUUAGCUGAAUGUGAUAGAGAAGGCUCCUUGAACUCUUUUGGGGCUCUUUAUAAUUAUGGAUGUGAAUGAUCCUAGUUUUGUGUCUUGGGAGGAGCACAUUAUAAGGCAUGAGCGUGGUAACCGUGUUACUCAUUUUUAUUUAAAGGGUGUAUCUGGGGAUGUAGUUCUUGCUGUUAUAGGAACUGAGAGGAGUGUAAGACACAUGACCUAUGUUGUCUCAGAUGAUUUUAUUCAAUUUUACGACCUCGAGAGAUCUGUCAAUGUGUGCAGAAAGUGGCGGGCGAGAAGAGAAGUGGUAGAGUGGCUUGACUCCUUGGUCUCAAGGCAUCGUGUGCCAUAUUCGGAUAUAUCAAAAUCAAAACAUGCUAAGGGAUUCAAAUUGGCCAGGUUGGAUCUUGGGUUGAACCAGGGGCCCCUUUACCUUUCCACUUGCCAGAAAUAUACACCAACAGACUCAAGGCAAGCUUUAGGAUCUCUUGAAGUAUCAAUGGCUGGGCGUAAAACAUGCUUUCCCGAUCAUAUGGUUCCAAGGAAACUGAAAGUUCAAAAUUCAGACAUUGUAUGGUCUGGUGUUGCUUGGAUCUGUGCCAAACAGCUAAAGCACUACCCAGCUUUUGACAGGAAUGGCACCACCAUAGCUGUUCAUUCAUUUGUAUUUAUUAUGGGUGAAGAAGGACAAUAUCUUGGUUACUUGGAAGAUAUUUAUGAAGACAAGAAAGGACUCAAAAAGGUGAAAGUGCGGUGGUUUCUCCAUAAUAAGGAAGUUGAAGAUUUAAUCCCUCAACUUAAUCCACAUCCAAGAGAAGUUUUCAUCACACCUCAUGUUCAGGUGAUCAGUGCUGAGUGUAUUGAUGGCCCUGCAACGGUGUUGACUCCUAAGCAUUAUGAAAAAUUUGUGUCUGCUGUUGCACCUACUUCUCCUGGAAUCCACAUGUGUUUUAGGCAGUUCAGGAACAAUAAGAUCAAGCCCUUCACUCUUCCUAAAUUGUGCGGGUAUUCUAAUCAAGCAAUCCUCUCUUCCUUAGAUUGUUCUCUUGUGCCCAAGCAAAAACUUAAGCGCCAUAAAUUGCAUGUGGAAGAUGAGGAAGAGUUUGCACAUGAUGAUUCCGUAAGGGUGGGUUCUAAGAGGAACAGAAGUCACAAGGAGCAUCAAGGACCUGUAACUGGUUCUUCUGGUGUCAGAAAUUCACUCCCUAGGAAUCAAUUAACGAAGUGUGAACCAAAUUAUCCAAAGUUGAAAUUAAGAUUUUCAAGGAAAAUGAUGGGAAUAAAGAUCGUUGAACCCCAGGUCCAGUGUCCUGUUUCUUUUAAGGUUGAUGAGAAGAUAGAACUGCUCUGUCAAGAUAGUGGCAUUCGAGGCUGCUGGUUUAGGUGUAAGAUCUUGCAGGCAUCUGAGAAGCGUCUGAAAGUUCAUUACAAUGAUGUCCAGGAUGCAGAUGAAAGUGGCAAUCUAGAGGAAUGGGUCCUUGCAUCUAGAGUUGCAGCUCCUGAUAAAUUGGGCAUGAGAUGCUCAGGCCGCUUGACAAUUCGGCCAAGGCCUCCUGAGGAUUUUACGGACUGUACGUUGGAGGUUGGCGCAGCAGUUGAUGCAUGGUGGAGUGAUGGCUGGUGGGAAGGUGUUAUAACUGGAUUUGACACAUCUGGAAAUGAUGCUGUGCAUGUUUACUUCCCUGGCGAAGACAAGUUUCUUAAGCUCAAGAGAACGAAUCUUCGAACUUCCAGAGAUUGGGUAGGGAACAGAUGGGUUGAUAUAAAACCGAAGCCUGACAUACUCAGCUAUUUAUCUGAAAAUGUCAGUCCUAGCUUGAAGCUCUCGAUGUGUUCUACUUCAGCUGAAGCAUCUGAGUGUGGUGGCUCUGCAUUGUUGGAGCCCAAAGUUUUCACAACUCCCAAACUUGAAGCAGUUGAAGAAGACAAGCAAGCAUCACCCAAUUUAGCCAUACACAAUGACCUCCUGGAAAAAAUGAAGGGGGUCAAUUUCAGUAAGCAAUCUUGUAGCGAUGAUGAGGAUGAAGAUGGUGACAAUAACAAUAAUGGUGAUCUUGAUUCUGCCAACCAGAGAUGUGAUUAGCAGCUGAAGCCAUAGCAAGUGGUCACUUAAUGGAAUUUACGAGGCAGAGAGUUUUGACGUCGAAGAUUGAUCCUUAAAGUUGGGUUCUUUCUUUGUGUAAAUUUAGGUGCAUGACUGUUGGUAUAGGAAAACAGAAAAUUAUGAUUAUCGAGUUUUCUAACAUUAGGCGAAUUGGCGGUGUAUAGAUAUCUGAUAGGUUUAAACAUGGCGGGGAUGAAAAGUAGCAUUAUAGAUGUAAGCAAAGUUUAAGGUCACUAAUGCCAGGCUAGGCAGACAGGUAGUUCAAUUCAAUUAUAGGACUACAGUGCUUUAAUUUCCACCCGCAGUUUUAUAGUGCAAGUAUAGUUCUGAACUUUCAACUGUAAAGUUAUUUUAGUAUGGGAAAGAAAUUAAAGGUUGUGUUA